Molecule: messenger RNA, 2499 nt
Organism: Ectocarpus siliculosus
Lineage: Eukaryota; Phaeophyceae; Ectocarpales; Ectocarpaceae
Source: the annotation of a GenBank genome assembly
AUGGGUCGCAAGCGUAAACGGGCAAGAACGUCUCCUCCAGCUGGCGAAGAAGGGAGUGGACCACCGACACCAACAUCAGCACGAAGUUGCACCACACCCUCAGCAGCCCAAGAAAAGGCGGCAGCGGCAGCGGCGGCGGCGGCGGCGGCGUCAGCCAACCCAACCAGCAGGAAUCCCACCACCACCACCUCGCCGACAUCGGAGCAAGACGCGCCUGCUCUUAAGCCUGCGGCCGGCAAAGGCGACGGCGUCACCGAUGGAAUAACGGAAGAAGAGGACGAGGGUAAGGUACACCGCGUGGCCGGCGGAGUGUCUGCAGCUGCCGACGACGCACCUGGCGCGUUAGUAGUGGGCCUGCACUCCCUCGAGAAGCUGUGCUUCGUCGGCGCAGCGCUUGUGCGGUGCGGCCGUGGCCAGGCCGACCUGUCGGGAUUCACCCUGCUACCUGAAGCGUGGGGGCCGUACGUCGAGGCGCACUCGCCGCGCUGGAUGGGCUUGCUGGUGCUGCGUGCAUUGGACGCGGAAGAUCGCCCGGACGUAGCAAUAGCCCGUGGCAGCAUUGCUACAGAUGACGCGGGUGCUGCUAACGACGACAAGAUGGAGAACGAGAUCGAGGAGGCGAUCGAUAGGAUCGCCGAACAUUUCCCCGUGGUGGUGGUGUUCAAGUCGCUGUCCGGUCGCAGCCCGUUGAAGUUUUUGUCGGCGCAGGCCGACGCCGACGCUCUUUAUGCGCCGAGUAUUGGCGCCGACGACAGCUCUGACCCUGUCGCCGAAAGUCAACCACCUCAAAGUAACCGUCGCCGGGGUUUGCAAACGGCGGAGGGGGGCGAGUUGGGGGGGGGGCAUCAAGAUGACACGGAAACGGCGACCACCUGCAGCCCACCUCCCGUGGCGUCAGGGUGCACCGGCGACGUCCUCGAUGGUAGCUUCGCGGCCGAGCUCCGUCUCCCGGGAAUGCAGGUGGUAACGACCGAAGUAGCCGGGCUGCGCCCGCUUACCUUACCUCAAGACUGGGCGAACGCCAUCGACGCCGUGCUUGCGUCGCCACCCCGUCCAGCCGGCGGCGGCAGCAACGACUCGGUGCUUGUCUGCGGGGCCAAGGGCGUAGGGAAGAGCACCCUGUGUCGCUUCCUCGCGAACAGAAUGCUCGGCCGGCACCGGGAAGUUGCCUACAUGGACUGCGACCUAGGACAGCCUGAAUUCACGCCUCCGGGACAAGUAUCCCUCCACCUGCUCAACACCCCGGUGGUGGGCCCGCCGCACGCCAACCUCCGGCAUCCGCACCUGGCGUACUUCAUUGGCACGACCACCUCCAAACCGGAGCCGCUACUCUACUCGGCGGCGGUGCGCGCCCUUGCUGAGCGCGCCAGCGAAGGGGUUGUGGGCGGAGCCGAGCAGCAGCAGCAGCAUGCGGAACGACCGGCAUCCUUUUUCGCGGGCGGUGCCCCCCCGCCCACCCCCCUCGUUGUCAACACGGACGGCUGGGUGAAGGGCAUGGGGGAAGACCUCCUCGGCGCGGUGAUCGACGCGGUUCGCCCCCGACACAUCGUCCAGAUCCUGGGCACGUCUACCGCCAAGUCGUUCGAGCUCGACCUCGCCCGCCUGCCCGAGGAGUGCGAGGUCCACCGCGUCGGGGUCUGGUCGCCGCCCCCGGUCCCCUCGGGAGGAACGCCGAACCCGUCUCGUCCCUCGCCUCAAGACCAGCGAACCCUCCGCCUGGUCGCGUACUUUCUCGGGCAGGGGCAGGGGACCCGCGGUUGCGGUGAUGUUUUCCCAGGCGGGGUGUCACCGGGUUGUCUUUCGGGGGGGGCAGAGGCAGUCGCCACGGCGGCAGCCGUUGCGGGAAGGCAACGGGGAGCGGGUUCUGCGGUUACCGGAACCGAGGAUAGCUCUGUCGCUAGUGGGCUCGCAGAAGGCUUAGUUGACGGGGAAAAGGUUACGGGCGGCGACAGCGGGCGGUUGAGACACGCGAGCAUGCGGGGAGGGAAGAUGUACGACCUGGACCACGAGGUGGCGGUUCUGCUGGCGUCCGCGAGGCCUCGGCGGGUGCCGUUUCGGGCGGUCCAGAUCAGGAUCAUGAACGGCUCAGUUUCGCCGAGCCUUGUUCUGCACGCUAUCAACGGCGCGCUUGUCGGACUUGUGGCAAUGGCUAGGCAGCCUUGGGAAGGGGGGAGAAGCGGCAGUGUUGGUGGCGGUGCCGAGCGGCCGCCGGGAGAGGGCUUGGUAUGCUUAGCCGAGACACCGUUGGCACCGUGCGUAGGUCUUGGAAUCGUGCGGUCUGUCGACGUCGAGAAGCGAGUGCUGUACGUGUUGACGCCCGAGCCACCGGAGGUGUUGAGAGAUGUAAACGUGUUGGUGAUGGGGCCGUUGCAGCUACCGAUGGUGAUGCUCUACGACCCGAACUGGUGCUCGCACCCGUACUUCUCCUCGGAGGUAGUUGGUGGAGGGGUCAUCAAGAACCGGAACAAUUUGUUGCGAAGAGGGGGACAGCACGCGUAG